CCGCUUACAAAAUUUGUAAUACUUUAAGCACACGAAUAAUUUCUUCAUUUGUACGGUAUAUGCGAUUAACGCCAUGAACAAUACGUUUUCCUUAGAUCGUGUGUACGGCGAGAUGAGCUGCUACAGUUUGAUGCAGGUGGACUUUAAGCAACGUUGUCGUUUAUCUAAGCAAAUUAAUAACUGCAAGCAUAUUACUCAUUUUUUCGAUUAUUUCCGGUUGAUGUAUUGCAAUAUUAAUGUUCAAACCAAAACUAAAGAAAUAGGUAUUGUGUGCAUAUUCAUAAUGAUUGCAAUUGUUCUAAUGUUGACACUCGUGCAUAUAUUGAGUAAAUAUUUUGGAGCCGUGUUGAAAAUUAUGUCGGUCAAGCUUCAUAUGAAUGAAUAUGUAGCAGGCGCUACUCUGUUGUCCUUCGGCAAUGCCAUUCCGGAUCUGGCGGUCAAUUUAAUGCCGGUUCGUGAAGAGGCACCAUUAUUUACAAUAUCUAUAAGCAAUGCUCUAGCUGUUAUUCUGCUCAGUGGGGGCAUGGUGUGCUUCCUCAGACCUUUCAAAAUAAAUGGGCAUUUUGCUGUGCGUGAUCUUCUAUUUCUGCUGUUAGCCUGCGAGGUCCUGUCCUAUAUAGUUAUUUCAGGCAAACGGACAACUCGAAUAGAGGCCAUAGUGCUUAUUUUAUUGUAUAUUUUUUACUUUGUUGUUAUUAUUGUGGAUCUAAAGCUGACGCGUCUAACCAUAAAAUCGCUCAAGAAACAGAUUAAUGAGCUUCAAAAAAAUACAUUUACACCUUAUCGAACUCGACAACUACACGAGAAGCAACUUCAGUUGCAAAAACUAGAAAAUGACAAUAUAUUGCUUAUACACAGCCACACGGUAAGUGUCGAUUUAUACAACAUGCAGCGCAGAGCUGCGUCGGAUUUCAAGAUCAAAGAUCAAAGCAAGGGAUUGAAUAGUACAUCAGGAAUGAAGCCAGUAACUCAUGUGCUUAACAUUGAGGAAACUCGAAACAUAUUACAUAGUCCAAGUAACCCAAGAAAUCUAUUCUUAUGCAGUGAGUUUUGGGAAACGCUAGUACCGAUCGAUAUUCAGGAUUGGAAGUUCGCCGGCUGGUGCAAACGCCUCUAUCUCAUUCUCAUAUCACCCAUUGUGCUAUUUUGCAACAUUUUCAUACCUAUCAUUGACUACCAACAGCCCAAGCAUGGUUGGAGCAAGCUUCUAAAUUGCAUGCAAAUUAUUAUUACUCCCAUUCUGCUGGUCACCUUGACAGAAGCAUUGAUUACCAUGAACAUACGAGAUUGGCAUGUGACAUUAAGCAUUAAGCAUGCAUCGUGGUCCAUGUUUCUUACUGUACCCCUGGCCAUCAUCGUGUUGUUCCAGACUCGCACGGAUCAGCCACCACGGUAUCAUCUGCUCUUCCUCACACUUACUGCCGUGACCUCUCUGCUCAUUGUAACAACUUGUGCCAUUGAGCUUGAGGUACUUUGCUGUAUUGUUGGAUUGGUCUUAAAUUUGACCGAGAAUUUCGUUGCUAGCAGCGUGCGAUCCUCUGCCGCGGCAAUUGCUGAUUUAAUUAUGAACGUGGAAGUGGCCAUGCAGGGCUAUGAAAGAAUGGCGUUUGCUGCUGUGCUGGCCGGACCACUCUUCAAUUUUUGCAGGCACAACGGUCUGCAUAGGCAUUCCCUGCUAUUUCAAUAAAUUUGCGCAGCUCAAGGGCUCGUCGUACUGGAUUUAUGGCAGGCAUGGUACGAAUUCUUACAUUUUCUUUGCGC
Molecule: messenger RNA, 1761 nt
Organism: Drosophila novamexicana
Lineage: Eukaryota; Metazoa; Arthropoda; Insecta; Diptera; Drosophilidae
Product: mitochondrial sodium/calcium exchanger protein-like
Exons: 8
Coding region: 74-1687 (537 amino acids)
Biological process (GO): transmembrane transport; intracellular calcium ion homeostasis; monoatomic cation transport
Cellular component (GO): membrane
Molecular function (GO): calcium:sodium antiporter activity
Source: RefSeq, a predicted model, not a curated record